Messenger RNA from Stegastes partitus (bicolor damselfish), 765 nucleotides. RefSeq names its product zinc finger protein RFP-like. The transcript is spliced from 4 exons. Gene Ontology annotation, molecular function: protein binding. The record is from RefSeq and is a predicted model, not a curated record. Bases 1 to 765 code for a protein of 254 amino acids. Lineage: Eukaryota; Metazoa; Chordata; Actinopteri; Pomacentridae.
AUGAAGUCAACAGAUGAGAGGGCAAGAAGAAGAGAUGAUCCAGAAGAGAAAGAGAAAACAGAGCUGGAAAAACACAAUGACAGACUUCAGAAAUGGGCUGUGGAGCUGGAGAAUAUCAAAGAGGAGGCUGUAUCAAAGUUAUGGCUGCCAACCAAACAAAGGUCCUGGAAGACAGGAAGUGGAAGCCCCAAGUACAUUCCUAACUCAGUGUGGCAGUGGAUUCUCAGUGCUUCAGUGCCUGUUCACUUGGAUGCUGCCUCCAGCGACUCUUCGCUGGUCGUGUCACCAGACCGACUGCAGGUCCGGGAGGCCACAGUGUCCUCCGCAACUCCUUCAAACAACAGCCAAGGCUUUGCUAAGUGGCCCUGUGUGAUGGGGGAUGUCAAAAUCAGUGCAGGGAGGUACUACUGGGAGGUAGAUGUGUCCCCUAAUGGUAGCUGGAGAAUAGGUGUGAUGUCAGAGCUUUCUCCCAGGAGCCAAAAAUACAUGACACCAGAAGAAGGAUACUGGGUCCUGUGGAAAAGCUCUAAUUUGUGGGCCUGUACCAACAAGGCCACUAAGCUGGAGAGGGUGACUUUGCUCCAACACAUUGGGGUGUAUGUGGAUGUCGAGGAGGGUCAGGUGUCUUUUUAUGAUGUCGAACGAAGGGUUCACAUCUAUACCUUCUCUGAUACCUUCAGACACAGUCUCAUCCCUCUGUUUUGCUGCCUGGAUGGAAAAACAGUUCUUAAAAUCAAACCACCAAAGAUGUAUAGGAAACACUGA